Messenger RNA from Amoebophrya sp. A120, 1105 nucleotides. The record is from the annotation of a GenBank genome assembly. NCBI's taxonomy places the organism in Eukaryota, Dinophyceae, Syndiniales, Amoebophryaceae.
CCGAACAAAAAGUGCGCUCAGGUUCGGACGGGAAGAAUAUGCAAAAAAAAGAAAAAACUUGUCACACAAGGUGAGGACAAGGGAGCGUUUAGCAGGAAGGUCCUGGUCGUCAAAUACGUAAUAUAGAGCGAGCCAUAAUUACUCGCGGUGUCAAACUGUAGUUUGAGUUUUCAUCCUAAAUAUACGCAAAAUAUCACGUCUCAUGAUACGAACUGUAAUAUUGCAAAGACCACGCGGGCUGGCCUCGCGGUGGCGUAUUAAGCGCUUGAACCUUCGGGAGAUGUUGUUAUUGAGAAGUUUCAUCGUACCGAGAAAAACUCCAGUACAAACCUAUUUCGCAUCCCACUCGCUUUCAGCCUUUCCGUAUCUAUUGCUUAACCUAAAUAUGUUCACCGCGCGCUUCUGUUCAAUAUCAAGGGAAAGAGCGCAACGAGGUCACAGCUGGAUCUCACAUUUUCACCGUAUUUUGAGCAAAAGAGUUUUUAAGGGUGUUUGUGGUCUUCAACGCUAGGAGUUUUAGUAAAACCUUAGCCCCGAGGAGACAAGCCAAAGUAACGACGUUAAUACAACAGCACCGCUUAUAAGAACCAGCCACCCAGCCACAUCCUAUUUUUCCACAAACAAAACCACUUUGUUCUUUGCUGCGCCAAGAUUUUUUAAUCCGGAUUUUUAGAUCAAGUCUAGAGGUUUAUUUGGGAACGCAUAAAGCAAGGCAUCAAAGAAAUCGGAAAUAACAGCCAACCCUAGAAGCUGCGCAUUAUCGAGGUCGAGAAGUUUACUGUUCGCGGGACAUAAGCAGGCCAUGAUUGAGGAUGUGAGUCAACAGCUCGGUUCAAUUUUUGCCGCAGUAGAAGAUCUUCAAAUGAAUAUCUUUCCGUGUGACAGAAUGAACACCAGCAUCGUGAUCGUGCCCUUGCCUCUUUCAUCGUUUUCGAAAAAAAAAUCUCAGGUCGAGGAAUCUGUGUUGGAAAUAGACCAUAAUAUACGCGACAAUACCCCUUCUGUUUUUAUUUUUUGUCGUCUGUGCUGUCUUUACUCAAUCGCAAACCCCCUGACUCGUGCCGUGCCCCACACGCUGUCAAGGUUACUUACUUCUGAUUGUUAG